CAAACGUAUCCCUAUACCCAAAGCAGUUGACAUUUCUAUCGUAACGUUAUUUUGAAAUUUGACCAAACAAUCGCAAAAAGAAUAUAAGAAAGUUUAUUACAAUUUGUUAUGACCUAAGAAAUCCUAAAAAUGUGGAAUAAUUCAAUCGUGAGUGAAAAGAAAAAAGCUUUAUUGUCACACAAACAGAAGGUCCUCGAAGAAAUAAAGUACUACGAGAAGAGAAUUGAAGAUGAGCGGAACAAGGGCAAAAUAGAGUAUUAUGUGGAUGAUGCUAGUUCAGAUUCCGAUGAUGAUCUCUGCCUGUCUAUAGAGCAGGGGCAUUCCUUAACACAGCUGAAGCUUGAACAAUCUAAGUUGAGGACUUGUCUCCAAGCUACACAUGAGCUGACGAGUUUACAAAUACUGCAAUCUGAAGUUAAUAUUAUUGUAAAUGAACCUGUGACCACUGGAGAGCCACCAGUGAAACAGCCCGGCACAUGGCGAGAAGUGACUGCAGAGUGUCGAAUAGAUCUUGUGCCGUUCUCCAUUACAUUCUACGCUCACAAAUCUAACGCAAAGUUCGGCGCGACGUCGUACCGCGGCUUAAACGUUGUGCUGGUGAAAGCAGCUCAUGAAGCUGAGCUGUCGGCAUCCGUGUUGCCUACCCUUUUGAGGCCCAGUGAUGCUGUCCAGAUACUAAGAAGUUAUGCGGAGGCCUAUAGAUCUCGUCGCAGCACUCUCGCUUGUCUGGCGAAAAAAUAUGCGGACUCAUUGUAUAUGGAACCUUUGGUGGAAGGCGGUUACCUGCUGAAGUGCGGGAACCUCUUGCAAGUGGCGUGGCGAUUGGAGAACAAGUGGUCGCCGCUAGCUCCAUUCUACCAUCGCAUGAAGUUCGACCUCGAGUAUAUGGAGGAGAAAUACAUCAACAUCAUAACUCAGUGCCACAAACAACUAUCAGAUCCCACAAUAUCAACGGACGAAAGGUCGCUUCUCCUUUCGAAGAUCAUUGCAACUUGCCUAGAGGCUAAUCCAGUGUCAGAGAGUGCUGAGUCUGACCGGGAUUCCAGGGUGCCCAAGCGCAGGGCCACAUUGGAUCAAGAGAUUGAGGAACCGGAGAAUAAAAAGAAGAAGGAAGUAAUGGCACCACCUAGGAGCUUGCCCAAAAAGGCAAAAGUUACUAAAGCUGUGUCUAAAAAUAGUAGAUCCAAUGAUGAUGCCAGAAAUAAAGAUAUGGCAGGUAAUCUAGACGCUGAUAAAGAAAAUGAAAAUAGUAAUCUUAUGGGGAAUACCAAAACUGUUACAACUAAAAAUGUUGGUAGUCGUGAAAGUGUUGUUAGUGGCUCCAAAACUGGUCAGAAGACACUUGAGAAAGCUUCAAAAAAUGCCUCCAGCACUAAAAGCGUUGAUGUGGCAAAGGAAAAUAAUAUAGAAAAUACUGUAACUGAUCCAAAAAUUAAAAAUAAACAACCAAAUAGUGCACCACAAACUAAAAACCUUGAAAUACAAUCUGAUACUGCUGACAAAGUAAUUGAAAAGUCGCAGUCUGUCAAAAAAACUGCGAUGAAAGAUAAAUCUAAAAAAGUAUCAGAAAAAGAUAAAGCCGCAACUGAAUCUAAUAAAAAAACUAGUAAGGAUGCAGUAGGAACAAAAGGUAUUAAACCGGAUGCACAAGUCGAUCCAAUGAGUAAUAAAAAAAAGCAUAGUGUCACCAAAAAUAUUGCUAAUGAUGCUAAAGUAGAAAAAAGUGCAAGUAAAAAAACCAGUAAAGUUUCUGAAAAAAGUCCCGAAGGCCAGUCUAGUGACAAUGCUAAUGAAAAUAUUGUAAGUGCAAAAAAUAGUAAUAAAGUGAAAAAACCUGUCACAAAUAAGAAACUUAGCAAAGAAAAUACACGUGCAAACAACGCCCAAACUGUCCAAUCUAGUGGGAAAGGGAAGAAAGUAGUAACUAACACUACAGAAAAGCCUCAACAUAAAGAUUCGGCGCAGAAAGUCGUAGAAAAGAAUGUAAACAAUAAAAUCAAAGAUAACAUAGCAGACAUUGCGAAGAAAGUUACUAAUGUUAAAAAUGUUGAUAGUGUAAAAGACGAAAUGCCUAUUAAAAGAAUUCUUCAUAAUAGUAACGAUCCAAUAAUAAGCCAAACAGAGCCAUACGAUAUUGAAGAUCCCGCAAUAAUGCAAGCAGUAACUCAACCAAAUGAUGUUGUACCUGCUAAAACUAAAAAAAUAAUUAAUAAUCUGCAGGACAAAAAUAAUGUAAACAAUAAAAUUGCAACUAUCAAAGCUUCUAACAAUAAUCCUAAAAAUAGACAGCAAUCGACAGAAAAGAAAGAUGGUGCAUCUGUCAAGUCUAAAAGUUCUAAUGUAGAAAAAGUUAGUAACAAGAAAACCGUUGGUGACGAUAAAGCAGAAAAACUUACUAAUAAAAAAAUUGUUGCCAGUGACAAAAAUAAAGUUAUCAAAAACACAAAUGCAAAUAAUUUGACUGAAAAAGAAAUAAAUAAUCAAAAACCCAAGUCACAGGACAUUAACAGUGACAAUAUGAAAGAAUCGGAUUACACAAAGAAAUCAGUGUUGCCUUUGCGCAUGCAGAAUCAUUUGAAAAUGACGCGCAAAUCGAUCGGCAACAUCAAAGCUUCCGCGGCGAAGGAAAAUGGCGUGAAUAUAAAAUCUAAGAUACCCCAGAAGAAACUGUCGCCUCUAAAUGAAAAUGUUAUGAAGAAAAAUCCACUGAGGAUGAGUCCAAGACACAUGGCUGCUACAUUCAACAGCACGUCCAGUUCGGUGAAGCAGAGCGCUCAGAAAUCUACCACCAACAUACCUCGGUUAGCGAAGCCGAUGAUGAAAGCAAAGUGACAGAAGUUUGAUCUGGUUUCCAGUAUAUUUGUUUUUGUAGCAGGACUACAAACAGUUGCAGGUGAUUGUGUAUAUUUUAGGUAUUGGUAAUUGGAACCACCGAAAUUAAGUGUAAUUAUAAACAGACUUACUUAUAAACUUGUUUUAGCGUUAAGAUGUGGUUAAGAAUAGGGAACCGGCCUAUGUUUGAUUUUGUUUAUUAUUCUAUAUGUAAUGGUUAAUAAUACGAAAAAAAGCACUCCUUCGAAAACUGCAUAAAAAUUGGUUAAAAAAUGGGCUAGUAAUUCAUAUUUCAAAUAUUGUAAUGUGCAGAAGUGGGCG
Messenger RNA from Manduca sexta (tobacco hornworm), 3153 nucleotides. RefSeq lists its product as uncharacterized. The record is from RefSeq and is a predicted model, not a curated record. Bases 130 to 2832 code for a protein of 900 amino acids. The transcript is spliced from 9 exons. Lineage: Eukaryota; Metazoa; Arthropoda; Insecta; Lepidoptera; Sphingidae.